CGGAACUGUCCAACAGCAUUUUCGAGCGUCAUCAUUGGUGGCCUCGUUUGACUUCACCCUCCAUUCCUUCUAUCAACGACCUAUUUUUUUACAUUUUUCACUGAGUGCAUAGAGAUGUAUAAAAGUCUAUUCUGAUUCUCUGAUUAAUCACAACUCCAAUCUGGGGGGAGUGAGACCUAGGAGUGUGGUGGAUUCUUUGAAACACCACCCCCACCGCUCAUACCUCUCUCAUCUUUCUCUCUCUACAGAGCUAUGGUUUCUCACGUCCAAAACGGUGACAGCUCACUCGAUACCGGCCAUACCCGUCUACACGAGCUCGGCUACAAACAAGAACUCAAGCGUGAUCUCUCGGUAGUCUCAAAUUUUGCAUUUUCAUUCUCAAUCAUAUCGGUGCUUACGGGUAUAACUACUCUGUACAAUACUGGGCUUAAUUAUGGUGGACCAGUUGUAUUGGUUUAUGGGUGGCUUAUUGCUGGUGUUUUCACUAUGAUUGUUGGUUUGUCUAUGGCUGAGAUUUGUUCUUCUUAUCCUACUUCUGGGGGACUGUAUUAUUGGAGUGCCAAGCUUGCUGGCCCUAGUUGGGCACCCUUUGCCUCAUGGCUCACUGGCUGGUUCAAUAUUGUUGGUCAGUGGGCUGUUACAACAAGUGUAGAUUUCUCACUUGCACAGCUGAUUCAAGUGAUUAUUCUCCUUAGCACAGGUGGGAAAAAUGGUGGCGGAUACCAGGCUUCUAAAUAUGUAGUUAUUGGCAUACAUGGUGGAAUUUUGCUCCUACAUGCUAUCAUCAACAGCCUUCCUAUUACGUGGUUGUCCUUAUUUGGACAGUUUGCUGCUCUCUGGAAUCUUAUAGGUGUCUUUGUUCUUAUGAUUCUCAUUCCCACGGUUGCCAAGGAAAAGGCCAGUGCCAAGUUUGUUUUCACUUUCUUCAACACAGACAAUGGUGAUGGAAUCAACAGUAAAGUCUAUAUAUUUGUCCUCGGACUCCUGAUGAGCCAGUAUACCCUUACUGGAUAUGAUGCAUCUGCCCAUAUGACAGAGGAAACCAAAAGUGCAGAUAAGAAUGGACCAAAGGGAAUAAUUAGUGCCAUUGGGAUAUCUGUAAUUGUUGGAUGGGGUUACCUACUAGGUGUCACCUUUGCCGUCACUAAAAUCCCAAACCUUUUGAGCGAGAACAAUGAUGCCGGUGGAUAUGCCAUUGCUGAAGUGUUUUACUUAGCAUUCAAAAAUAGAUAUGGCAAUGGUAUCGGGGGGAUUAUUUGCUUGGGAGUGGUUGCUGUUGCUAUAUUUUUCUGUGGUAUGAGCUCAAUUACGAGUAAUUCAAGGAUGGCUUACGCGUUCUCAAGAGAUGGUGCCAUGCCAUUGUCAUCGGUUUGGCAUAAAGUAAACAAGCAUGAGGUCCCCUUGAAUGCUGUCUGGCUCUCUGCUAUAAUUGCAUUUUGCAUGGCUUUGACGUCUCUUGGAAGCAUAGUGGCAUUUCAAGCCAUGGUAUCAAUAGCGACAAUUGGACUCUACAUUGCUUAUGCUCUUCCCAUAUUCUUCAGGGUGACUCUGGCUCGCAAGUCCUUCACUCCUGGCCCUUUCAACCUAGGCCGCUAUGGGGUUCUAGUUGGUUGGAUUGCAGUUCUUUGGGUUGCAACCAUAUCAGUGCUCUUCUCUUUACCUGUGUCAUACCCAAUUACCGAUCAGACUCUUAAUUAUACACCAGUUGCAGUUGGUGGCCUUCUCAUUCUCACCGUUGCUUCUUGGAUCUUUAGUGCUCGACACUGGUUUAAAGGCCCCAUCACCAACAUAGACGAUGUUUUGUGAAUAGAACAAUAUUUGUUUCCUAGAUGCAAAAAUAACAAUAGUUUGUUUUGUCUCUUCGAGUUUUAUGUUAUUUUCUAGUUUAUAAUACAAUGCUCCUGAUAAUUUUUGUGUUUAGUGAAUUGGAAAGUAACGGAUUCAA
This is a messenger RNA of Camellia sinensis, 1945 nucleotides long. RefSeq names its product amino-acid permease BAT1 homolog. Gene Ontology annotation, biological process: transmembrane transport; gamma-aminobutyric acid transport. NCBI's taxonomy places the organism in Eukaryota, Viridiplantae, Streptophyta, Magnoliopsida, Ericales, Theaceae. The record is from RefSeq and is a predicted model, not a curated record. Gene Ontology annotation, molecular function: L-lysine transmembrane transporter activity; L-glutamate transmembrane transporter activity; gamma-aminobutyric acid transmembrane transporter activity. Gene Ontology annotation, cellular component: membrane.